GUCAGAGCCGUCAGAGCUAUUGUCAUAUUUUUGUCAUUCUGACACUUCACAACAUUUUCGCUCACGUUCAUUACAAUAUCAAAACAAUAUAAAGACCGCUUCGUAUUUUCUGAUCCAGUAUCAGUAGAUCAUUACACUGUGAGGGUCUCGUCGUAUUUUUUUAAAAUUGGAGUUGUUAGAAUGGCUCAGGCUAGACUUGCUUCCUGUGUUCCCUUGCCAGUGGAUCAUAAAACUUUAGUAAAUGUUAUUGAAAAGGCUAAGGAUUGGGCGUUGAUGCACGGCGUGGGAAUGAGAGACAGGAAACAAUUCAGCAAAGAUGCGAUCCAGAUUGCACCAUUUGUCUUACUGCCAUCACCAUUCCCUCGCACUGAAUUCAACAAGGCCGUUGAACUUCAACCAAUUUUAAAUGAAUUGAUGCACAAGGUUGCUCACGAUGAUGAGUUUCUUCAGCACACACUACAGAAUGCUUUGCAAGUGGACGAGUUUACGGCCAACCUUUACGACAUAUGGGUAAAAGUCCGUGAUGAAGGGAUUUCUCAGCCGGUAUCGCUAGGCAUGCUGCGUUCCGACAUCAUGCUGGAGUCGCGCUGUCCGCACACCGAGAAUCAGUGCGCUAAGCACACGCCCUACUGUUCCUGGAAGCAAGUGGAAAUUAACAGCAUUGCCUCAGGAUUUGGACACCUCGGCCCAUCGACCAGCCUCGGGUUAUUCCGUUCGGACUACCUUCUACAACAGCCGCAACAGAACCGGAUUAAACAAGUGGAGUUUAAUACGAUCGCGUCCAGUUUCGGCGCCAUCACCACAUACCUGCCCUGCAUGUCUCGCUACAUCCUGCGACAACUUGGACAUGGCGAUUUGAUCAAACAUAUGCCUGAAAACCGCGCUCUGUCCGGUCUGUGUGGUGGUAUAAUCGAGGCUUAUGACAUGUAUGGCGUUCCGUCUGCUGUGGUGCUGUUCGUCGUCGAGGAGGUGUCCUACAAUAUCUGCGACCAGCGCUUCCACGAGUUUGAGAUCUCCGAGAAACGGCCCGACAUACAAAUAUUCAGAAAAACACUCAACGAAAUAUAUGAAGAAACUGACCUGAACGAUAAGAAGCAGCUUGUUUUAGACGGGCGCCCGGUAGCCGUGGUGUACUACAGGUCCGGCUACGAGCCGGCGCAGUACCCCUCCCAGCGCGAGUGGGACGCCCGCCUGAGGGUCGAGCGCUCCAACGCGAUAAAGUGCCCGUCGAUCCACUACCAGCUAGCGGGCACCAAGAAGGUGCAGCAGGCGUUGGCGGCACCCGGCGUGCUGGAGAAGUUCAUGGGCCCCGGCGGCGCCACCAGCCGCGUGCGGGACAUCUUUGCGGGGCUCUACUCACUCGACUUCGACGAGAACGGCGAACGCGCCGUCGAGAUGGCGCUCGCUGAUGCCGAAAGAUUCGUGUUGAAGCCCCAGCGCGAGGGCGGCGGGAACAACAUCUACGGUCCGGAGAUACGGGACGCGCUCACGCGCAUGCGCCACAGCCGCGAGCGAGCCGCCUACAUACUCAUGGAGAGGAUACUACCGCCGCUGGUGCAGGGCUACGUGGUGCGGCCAGGGGCGCCGGUGCCGCCGCCCAUCUCGGACCUCGUCUCGGAGCUGGGCAUCUUCGGUGUCAUCAUCGGGUCAAAAGAGAAGAUCCUGCACAACAAGCAGGUGGGGCACAUGCUGCGGACCAAGCUGGCCGACGCCAACGAGGGCGGAGUCGCCGCCGGGCUCGGGGCGCUCGACUCGCCGUACCUCCUCGACUUGUAGCCCUAAGGUGUGAGUCGUGUUCCCUUCAUGUACACUUAGGGUCAAACCACAUCACACUUUCCUGUACUUCUAUCCUCUGUUACUCAGAAGCGUCAUUUGCUAGAACGAGAAAGAGUGACCGCAAGCGGCAGAUUCAACGAGGCGAUCGCGCCUUCUCGCUCUAGCAAAUGACGGUUUUGAGUAACAGAAAAGGAUAGAAGCAUAGGUAAAUGCUAUUAGGUGUGAUUCAAGGUAAGGGUGGCUGUCAAUUGGAGGACCCAGAGCAAUGGACAGUAGACUCAUCAUCACUAAUUUAAGCCACGCUCUUGUCGGUGUAGCAUUCUCCAUUCUUGUCUAUCAGAAUGUCCCGAGAGAGUGAGAAUAAGAAAAUAAUUAUUUGUUUCAUUUAUUUAUUUCUCAAAUUAAAAGUUUUUUUUUCUAUCUUUGGCAAUGACAACGUAGUUGGUUAAACGCCAUCUAACGAGUUCUUGAGAAAAAAAUAAAUUCAUAAAAAGAAGAUCUUCUUUUUUUGUAUGAUACGUAAGUACGAAUUAUUUUUCCUUCCUAAUUUUACUGUCAUUUCUCAGAAUUAUGAUAUUGUAACACUUACUUUUUGUAACAAUUUGUAAUUUAUUAAGUUAAUUAAUUAAAUUAUGUCAAAAUUAAUAUUUUAUGUUCGGGUCCUUUCACAUUAUUGUUACGACUGAAGCAAAUCAAAACGUAUAACCGCUUUAUGUUGUCAAUGUGAAUGGCCCUUAAAAACUUUUAAUUUCCUUUGAAAAUAUUAUGAUUUUUAUUUUUACUUAUAUUUAUUAUUUUUUAAACAUUCCAAUAUUACUUACACAGGGAUUUCUUUUAUUGUUAUAUAAUAUUAAUUAUUAUUGUUGGUAAUUAGUAAUUAUUCAAUGAGCCUUAUUACUUUAUUUUUCUAUUUAUCAAUGAGGGAUUUUCCAAUCGGUGUUCCCCAAAAACACGAUAGAUGGCGUUGUUAAGUUUUUUCUUCGUUUAAACUUCUAAUUACAUGGAUAACAGACAUUGGUGCUAAUUCUUGUAAAUACCAUCUAAUUUUAUUUUAAGUUAUAUCUGUCAUUUUCUUAUCCGCCGAAAAGGAAAGGGACGGGUAAUCGACAAGCAUAAAAUUUAUGGAACACACGUCAAUUUUAAGCACAAAUCUAAACCAACCGUCUAAAAAUUUUACAUCAGUCAAUAACCCGACACGUUCAUUUAAUCAUUCUUCCUAAAAUUAAGAGCUGUGAAUCAUCCGUCCCUUUCCUUUUCGACGGAUAUGAAAAUGACAGAUAUAACUUAAAAUAAAAUUAGACGGUGUCUCCAGGAAUCGGGGCCAUUAUGCAUCUUUUAUCUUUGUUUUUAGAUAUAAAUGAUGACCCUUUUUAUUACACCAAGGUAGAAUUACAACUUCCACCCAUUAUUAUUCUGAGCAAAAAGAGAAGCAAUAUAGGUAGCAACAUCAUUCUAUAAAUACUGUGAUCAAAAUAUCAAGCAACAAUUAGUUUUAUAUAUGCUUCUGCCGUUACAUUUUUUUUUUUUAUAAUUAUGUACCCCAGCAAUGAGAAAAUAGGUAAUUAUCACGUUAAAAGUGAACAACGCCAUCUAUUCAAAUUCAAAUUCAAAAAUAUCUUUAUUCAGUAGGUAAGAUAGUUACACUUUGAAUCGUCAAUUUUUACAUAACGAACGUCUCAUCCGCCUAAAACUACUGCAGCUUCUCACAACCUGUAUAGCCGGGGAAAAGAAGCUGCUAGAAAAACCUCGGCACAGGGCCCUAGACGUUCUUUAAAAAAAUAAACAUAAAAUAUUGGUAUACAAUUGAGUAAUUUAGCUGCCUAAUAUCAGUUCUCAGACAGUUAAUCCCAUGCAUUCAUAUCUUCUAAAUAAUCACUAACUUUAUAAUAACCUUUUUUGUAAAGUUUUUGUUUAACUACUGUCUUAAAACAGUUGAAAGGCAAAUUUUGAAUGUCAAUGGGAAUCGUGUGUUUGGGGAACGUCGAUUGGAAAGUCCCUUAAUGCACAUUCUUCUCUUGUGUGGGUUGUGAGUUGUGGGUCGAUGACCGAUCACACCAACCAUUGUACAUUUAGAACUCGAAUUUUAUUUUAUUUAUUUAUAUCAGGUAACAAAGAUCCAUACAGAUACAGCAAGCUUUUAAUAUUACAUUGGUGCUAAUUCCUGUAAACACCACCUAAUUUUAUUUUAAGUUAUAUCUGUCAUUUUCUCACUCGCCGAAAAGGAAAGGGACGGGUAAUCGACAAUCAUAAAUGUUAUGGAACACACGUCAAUUUUAGGCAGAAAUCUAAAAUAACCCUCUAAAAAUGUUACAUUAGUCAAUAAUCCAAUAGAAUUUAGUUGACAGCACACGUCAAACGGUUUGCAUACCAGCGAUAUACCUUUUUGAUUCGCCGGGUUAUUCAUUAAUUUACUCCGUCCCUUUCCUUUUCGGCGGAUAAGACAAUGACAGGUAUAACUUAAAAUAAAAUUAGGAGCUAGGUGUCUGCAGGAAUCGGGGCCAUUGCAAAUUGAUUCAAAAACGUCAUGUAGACAUAACCUAAUUAUUACGCUCAGUGCAUGAAGGAGAUAGAGCUAGUUUUAAAACUAAUGUAAAAGCGAGAGAAGUGCAGUCAUCAUCAUCAUCAGCCCAUUAACGUCCCCACUGCUGGGGCACGGGCCUUCCCUAUGGAUGGAUAGGGAGAUCGGGCCUUAAACCAUCACGCGGGCCCAGUGCGGAUUGAUGGUUAAUAACGACUGCUAAUGCAGCCGGGACCAAAGGCUUAAAGUGCCUUCCGAAGCACGGAGGAGCUCGAGAUGAAAACUUUUUUUUGUGGCCACCCAUCCUAUGACCGGCCUUUGCGAAAGUUGCUUUACUUCAACUAUCGCAGACCGAGCGCGUUUACCGCUGCGCCACCGAGCUCCUCAAUGUUUUAAGGUAUUCUUAACUAAAUACUUGGGUUUAAUUUUCCUUACUGGCUUCUCUUUACUAUGAGUGUGACAGUUGUCAAAAUGGACUUCUCUCGCGAUUGCUCAAAUGUUUUCGGUGUAACUACCCUCACUUCAUUAUUUUCUUUUUUUGACGUCAUAGCUUCUGUUUUGAACCGUGGCAGGUAAUAUUCUGUCUUACCUCACUCGCCUCGCCAGUCAACUCCUGACCACUGAUGUGCCCGUGGUAUAAGAAUACCAGGUAUGCUCAAAAUUGACAGCUAAUAUUUCAAGGUUAGCCCAGCUGACGUCAUCCGGCCCUACGUUGUCAUUUCGUAAAAAAUAAAUUACCCACGACCAAUGUUUUUAUAUUUUAGUAAAAUAUUUAUUUACAGUUUUAUAGAUUUUUAUAUAUUAUAUACAGGGUGUUAGUGACAUCGUAACGAAAACUUUAAGGGAUGGUUCAGGCUAUGAUUCUGAGUUGAUAUCAAGUAGAAAUUUCCGUCGCAAAAGUAUGGAUUGGAAAAUAAUUAAAAAGAAAAGAAAAAUUUUCAUGAAUUUUUUGACACGAAAUUCCACUUGAUAUCAACUCAGAAUCAUGGUCUGAACCAUCCCCCUCAGUAUUCAUUACGGUGUCACUAACACCCAUACCUACUUAUAUGGCUACCGUAUGUACUUGUACGGGGUGUAAGUGUCAUCGUAACGAAUACUGAGAGGGAUGAUUCAUCUGAUUAUUCUGAGUUAAUAUCAAGUGGAAUUUUCCAUCGCAAAAGUAUAGAAUUGAAAAUAAUUUAAAAAAACUAAAAAAAAAUCAUGAAUUUUGCGACGGAAAAUUCCACUUGAUUUUAACUCAGAAUCAUGGUCUGAAUCAACCCCCUCAGUAUUCGUUACGACGUCACUAACACCCAGUAUAUGUGACAAGUAAUAGUAAUUAAAUACAUUAGUCAUUAAUUCACUUAAUUUUCAAUAGUAAAAUUUACGUCUUUGGAAUGUUGGAGAUACCAAUUUAAUGGUAACACGUACCUUAUAAAUGGGCUAGCAAUGACGGCUUGAUACCUGGUUUUCUUAUACCAUGGAUGUGUAGUUCCCACUUUGGGGUUCCCGUCUGUAAAAAGGCACGAAAGUUAUGUAAAAAGAGCUUUAUUUAUUACCCAAGGGUUAAGGCAGAUAAGCUCAGAGUACAAGAACAAUUUGAAAAAGGAAAGCAGGUGUCAUUGUUUUUUUUUUUUAGUUUUUACAAUGGGAACAUUCCCUCUUUGGGAACAUUCCUGGGUACGGCACAUCACUGCUCCUGACCACGGUCAAACGCGGCCAAAACGUCAGGAAUGCAGUACUAGCCCCGCCGGAUACGUCAGUCAUCAUCAUCAACAGCCUAUAUACGUCCCACUGCUGGGCACAGGCCUCCCCUCAAUCAACCGGAGGGGGUAUGGAGCAUACUCCACCACGCUGCUCCAAUGCGGAUUGGUGGAGGUGUUUUUACGGCUAAUAGCCGGGACCAACGGCUUAACGUGCCCUCCGAAGCACGGAAUCAUCUUACUUUUUUCGGACAAUCAGGUGAUUCAAGCCUGAAAAGUCCUUACCAAACAAAGGACAGUCUCACAAAGUGAUUUCGACAAUGUCCCCAUCGGGAAUCGAACCCGGACCUCCAGAUCGUGAGCCUAACGCUCUAACCACUAGACCACGGAGACUGUUCGUCAUUAUUAUCAUUUAAUACGUCAGUAUUAUCAUUUAAAUACUUUUAGUUCAUGUCUUGGGGUAUUUCUUUCCUUUUGAGGUUCAGCAGCGACUGCAUGGCUACCGUGCCGCGGCGGGACGUGAAUUAUAUCGAGGGUUUCGACCAAUCAAUAGAGCGAAUGCUAUCUACGUGGAUAGACGUACGGCUAUUGGUCAAAGCACUCGAUAUUACACGCGCCGCGCGCGGUGUGGUUGCUAUUACGCGAGGUCUGAACCCUAAAAACACAUAUUAUAAAUCGUAGAAAAAUGAAUAAUUUGUAAAAAUAAUUCCAAAAAAUAUAACUUUCAAGCAAUGUAGGUAUAUGACUGAAUAUAAAACAAAAUGAUUAUUGUAGAAUAUGAUUUCUUAAAUUAAUAUCAAUUAAAAAAAUAAUAACUUGAGCUGUGCCAUACGUAAUACAAGGCAAUACACCUAUGAGGCACUAGGUGUCUAAAAAGGGAACUUUGGAGCAAUUCAUCUAAAAAUCGAUUUUGUAACUUGACUUUGGUUUUUUAUAUAUGCAAAUGUCAGAUUGCUGUUUUUUAGAUGAAUUGCUUCAAUGUGGCCCAUUUACACCCUCAAAAGCAGAAAGUCCUAAGUUUCAGCUCUGAUAUAGUUUUAGAAAUUGUAUUCGAAGAUUGUGGUGCUGUGUACAAUAAGUUAAAUUAGGUAAAAAGUGACUGUAAUUGCAAUUUUAUAAGUUUUUAUUUCAAUAAAUGAAUAUUACGUAAA
Pectinophora gossypiella (pink bollworm) is the source of this 7127-nucleotide messenger RNA. RefSeq names its product glutathione synthetase-like. Gene Ontology annotation, biological process: glutathione biosynthetic process. The transcript is spliced from 13 exons. Gene Ontology annotation, cellular component: cytosol. The coding region runs from base 181 to 1776 and encodes 531 amino acids. Gene Ontology annotation, molecular function: glutathione binding; glutathione synthase activity; ATP binding. NCBI's taxonomy places the organism in Eukaryota, Metazoa, Arthropoda, Insecta, Lepidoptera, Gelechiidae. The record is from RefSeq and is a predicted model, not a curated record.